GCAUACUUGAAAAUGAAACCGGUUUAAGAAAAAUAAUAAUAACUGGUCCUUGAAGUUUGAUUGUAAGGUAUAUAGCUCUUAUCUUGAGGACUCACUGCAUUCAUUUGCUGGAAGACCUCUCUUAAUCCUGUAGCCCACGUCUGAUUUUGGGGAAAAUGUCAACUUAUUGUUUACACAUUUUGUUGGUAGGUUGUGCUUUAUAUGCAAUAUCGAAAGCGUAUCCAACAGGAGCACCGCAAGAAACUUGCAAAAUAUUCACUGCUAGCCACACAGGUCAUACAGCUCAAAAUAGUCAAUCAACAUAUACCAUAACAGCUAGCCCAUCAACUGUGGCUUCUGGAGGAACUAUCACAGUUACCCUUCAAGGUAAUGGUGAACCAUUUAAAGGCUUCUUUAUCCAAGGACAAGACAAAAAUUCCAAGAAACCAGUUGGAAAAUUCCUAAAACAGUCUGAAGCUCAAACCAGAGAUUGCUCCGGAACAGGAUCACAAGAUGCUGCAACACACGUAAACGCUAAUAAUAAGAGCAAAAUUCUUCUUCAAUGGCAAGCUCCAUCAGAUUACAAAGGAACUGUGGUGUUUAGAUCCGUUGUUGUGAAAACUUACGAACUCUUCUGGAACAACGUCUAUAGCAGCCCUAUAACAGUGGCUUAAGCUUAAAAUUUCUGUAACAGGUGGCUGGAAAAAGCUGUUUCCAAAAGAAACUAAAGGCAGAAAUCACAAAUGUAAUAUGAUAUAUAUAACAACUUCAAAGUUCAGAAACAAUUACAUUCUUAUAAAUCAAUUGGUUUAAAUUUAUUGGAAGCUUUGUAAGCAAUGUUCCGUUCUUCCGUGUCAAAUUUACAACAGAAAUAAAAAUUUUAUAUUUUUGUAAAAAA
Molecule: messenger RNA, 877 nt
Organism: Parasteatoda tepidariorum (common house spider)
Lineage: Eukaryota; Metazoa; Arthropoda; Arachnida; Araneae; Theridiidae
Product: putative defense protein 3
Cellular component (GO): membrane
Source: RefSeq, a predicted model, not a curated record